Molecule: messenger RNA, 440 nt
Organism: Drosophila melanogaster (fruit fly)
Lineage: Eukaryota; Metazoa; Arthropoda; Insecta; Diptera; Drosophilidae
Exons: 2
Coding region: 135-323 (62 amino acids)
Source: RefSeq, marked reviewed
GUAAACAGCUCCGUACGCUUUCACCAGUACAUAAACCAAAAGUACGAAAAAAUUUCGUGUUUCAACAUUUUUGGAAAUCUUUACUCAAGCAUUUCUCUUGCCUUAAACAAAAUUUAUAACCUAUCCUCCCGAAGAUGUGUUGCCAAGGAGCUUGUGGAUCGGUAUCCUAUGCCCUGGCUUAUGGCCCCGUCGGACCCGCUCUGCCAGCCAUGAACUAUAAUAACUGCUGCUGUGGACCCAAUCCUCCCUGUGGUCCCUGGACAUGUCCUCCUAACAGGUGCUGUUGUGCCGGCGAAUGGGGUUGCUUUGGGCCUUUUUACUGAGAAACCCAAGGUACGACAAUUCCUGAAGAAAACGACGUGAAAUUUUUUUGUGCUUUUGGUUUGAACCACAUUUUCACUUACACAAUGGUUCGAGCUUUUCAAUAAAUUAAUGUACUU